AUGAAAAUCCUUGACACUCCACACUGUCGUUCUCAGCCUCUUCAUCCUUGUGGUGAGAAUGUUGAUCAGAGUCUGCCAUAUUGUUACGCAGUCCUCCUUCCCAAGGUCUUAUCACAGUCGCUCUUAUGCCCCGUAAGAUCCGUCUGCUCUCUCUCUCUCUCUGGUUCACGUAUUUCACACGACUCCUGCAACCCCAUCUGUGCUACUCGAGGCGUUAUUCGCCCUCCCCUGCGUCUGGGUGACUAA
This is a messenger RNA of Protopolystoma xenopodis, 246 nucleotides long. The record is from the annotation of a GenBank genome assembly. Lineage: Eukaryota; Metazoa; Platyhelminthes; Monogenea; Polystomatidea; Polystomatidae.